This is a messenger RNA of Chironomus riparius, 5622 nucleotides long. Lineage: Eukaryota; Metazoa; Arthropoda; Insecta; Diptera; Chironomidae. The record is from the annotation of a GenBank genome assembly.
AUGAGUGUAAAUUCAACAAUUACAAUCCAAACAAGAGCAUCUCGAUUGAAUACCUUAAUUUUAAAUCGUCCGGAAACUUUAAAUAAGGAACAGAAGGAAGUUUGCAGCGCAAUCAAUCGAGAAGGACUACUCGAUGCUUUGUUUCUGCUGUAUGAUGAAUGCAGUAAAGAUGCUUUGAAAAAGCGACAUAAAAAUAUUCAAGAUUUUGCUUCAAAAUAUCGACCGAUUAUUCGAGAAACUAAGCAGCUACGAGUAGGAUUAAAUGACUUUGAUGUUAAAUCUCAAAUUGGAAACGGUUAUUUCGGAGAAGUUCAUCUCGUAACUGAAAAAUGUACAAAAGAUGUUUAUGCGAUGAAAACCAUCAAAAAGGCUUUUGUAAGCAAUUGCCAAAUUCGCGAAGAACGAGAUAUCAUGGUUUUAGGCAGGAAGUGUGAAUGGAUCACUAGAUUACAGUAUGCAUUUCAAGAUCGUGAACAUCUCUAUUUAGUUAUGGAAUAUUUGCCUGGCGGUGACUUAUUAGGCUUAAUGAUUCGACAUGGAGCAUUUGAUGAGGAAUUAGUAAGAUUUUAUCUUGCAGAAAUAGCACUUGCAAUUAAUGCUUUACAUACUCUCGGAUUUGUCCAUCGUGAUAUUAAGCCUGAAAAUCUAUUACUCGAUCGCUGUGGUCAUUUAAAAUUAGCUGAUUUUGGAUCAUCAAUUGCGUUAAGUGAGGAUGGAAGCUUUAUUAGUAUUACUCCAGUCGGUACUCCAGACUACAUAGCACCAGAAUUACUUCAAAUCCUCUCAACAAAAGGCAAUCAAACUUGCAGCAAACUUGAUGUUUCGUGCGAUUAUUGGUCAAUGGGAAUUAUUGGAUACGAAAUGAUAGUUGAAAAGACACCAUUUCAUAAUGAAAAUGUGUUUGAUACCUAUCAAGUCAUUCAACAUUAUUCGGAUGAUAAAAGAUUAAUGCAAGUCUUGGAAUUUCCAAAGGAUGUUAGAAUGACUAAAAAUCUUAAAGAUCUCUUAAAUGGAUUAAUCACAAAACGUAGUCGUCGCAUGGAUUAUGAUGAAAUUUCGGACCAUCCAUUCUUUAAUGGAAUCAAUUGGCAUUCGUUAAGAGAACAAGUACCUCCAAUAAUUCCAACUCUUAAUGGUGAAGAUGAUACAUCUAAUUUUGAUGAUGUUGACAAGUCACAAAAGAGGUGUCCAGUAUUUAAGAAAUCAACAUUUGCGUCAAUAAAUACGACAGAAUUUUCUGGAGAGGAUUUACCAUUUUUGGGAUAUACUUAUGUCUAUGAAGAGUCUUCAAAGUUUUUGAAAGCAACGCCAAAGUCAUCGACAGCACAUUUGGAGUCAAAAAUGUCAAGCAAAAUAACAGAUUUACAGCUUACAAUUAAGGAGCAAAUGAGAGAAAUUAAAUUACUUCAAAAGGAUGUUUUUUGUGCUGAAAAGAAGGCAGCUCAGAUGAGUUCAUUAGAGAAAAUUUACAGCGAGACAAAAGAAGAUUUUGAUUCCAUAAAAUCAGAACUAAAAGAGAAAAUUACAGAGCUUGCAUCAUGCAAAACUGAAAUUAAAACUCUCAAGACAUCCUUAAAAAUUGAAGAGGAAAUGAGGAUGAAAAGUAAUGCUGCAAAUGCAGAAAUUAUGCAACAAACUUAUGAAAAAUGGGAUAAAGCCAAGACAAGGUCAGAUGAGAAUUUUUUAAAGCAAAUAGCUGAAAAGAAAAGUGAAUUAUCGGAAAUGAAUGAAAAGGCUAGAAUCCUCGAGAUGGAAUUGGAUGAAAAAAUCAAGGAAUGUCAGCAUCUAAAUAUUACUCUCGAAAAAUACAAAAAUAUGCUCAAAAAAUCAAAAGAACAAGCUAUAUCCGAUAAAUCAGACUAUGAAGAUGUUUGCCGAAAAUUAACUGAAAAUUCCGAAUUCAAAGUUCAAGAACUAAAGACCAAGUUAAGUGCUGAAACUAAACUCCGAUCAGAACAAGAAAAAAUCAUUAAAAAUUUGCGUAAAGAGCUCAAUGAAGCAACAGAUUGCAAUAACACAAUGGUUGAUUCAAAAGAUAAAACAGAAAUGGAACUGACGGCAACAAGAAAGCAAUUAGGCAAGGAAAUUGAUGAAAAUAAUCGACUACAGAAGGAAAAGAAGGAAUUAGAUAAGCAAGUUAAUGAAGCUAAUCAAAAUAAUGACGAUUUAAGAAAGGAAAUCAUUAAAUUGCAGGAAGAAAACAUCAAAAGACAGUUGAAGCUUUCCAAGACAGUAACACAGCCAAUUCAAAUUGGAGGAUCUAGAAAUAGUUUUGAAGAAUUCCAAAGUGCUCACGGUAGUUUGACAGAAUUGAAUGUCACAGACACAGAAGACUUAAAGAAUGAUUUAAAACGUGCCAGAGAAAAUGAGGACAUCCAACGUCGUAGAGCUGAUAAUUUAGCACAAGUCGUUGAAAAAUUGGAACAAGUUGUUAAGAAAUUAAAUGCGACAACUGAUAAUACAGUCGGUGGGAUGCUAGAAAAAAAGAAUGAAAAAUUGGAAGGAGAUUUAGCUGCAGCACGAGAACAGACGAUUAUUGAUAGACAACAAACAAAAUCGACAUAUCUACAAUUGUAUAAACUUGAAAAGGAAGUUGACGACUUAAAGCUUGAAAAAACAAUGUUUAAUAGAAAGCUUGAAUCAGCAAAUGAGAAAUGCUCAAAGGCUAUUCAUGAUAAGGAAAGUUUGGAAUUAAAACUUAAGCAACAGAUCGACAUUAUCAGCACAAAAGAAUCACAAAUUAUUGAUCUACAAAAGGACAUCAGAAACUUUAAAUAUGAGUUAAAGCAAGAACGCGAAAAAUGGAGCUCAUCAGAACGUGAUCGUUUGGCUGAAAAAACUGAAAUUAUCGAAAAAUCGUCAAAGAUUAAGAAUUUAGAAGAAAAGUUGAGAGAAUCGACAAAUAAAGUUCGUUUGUUGGAACUUAAAGUAUCUCAAUUGUCAGACGAAAAGGAAAUCCUACAAAGAAGAUUAAAUGAAGAAAAGUCUCAAAGUCAAACAUUCGAUGAAACUGUGCAGGAACUGACCACUGAAUUAAAACAAAAAACUCGAAAUUAUGAACUUCUUAUGGAGGCAGCAGCAACAACAGAAACUCAAUUAAAUAUGAUUGAGGAAAUGCUUAAUAAAGAAGUCCAUCAUAAUAAGACAAAUAGCGAAAAAAUUGAUGACUUAUAUAUGAAGCUACGUAGCCGUGAUGAUGAAAAUUCAAAGCUUAAAAAAGAAUUGAGUAAAGAAAAGACAUUAAAAAUGACAGCAGAGUCCAGCAGAUGCCAAUUACAGAACGAAUUGGACGAAAUGAAAGAAGAACUUCAAAAUGUUCAAAUGCGAAUGCUUGAAAUACAGAAUCAAUUAGUCAAAAAACAAGAAGUCUUGUAUGAAGCACAAGAAAAUAUCGAAAUAUCUAAUUCUGAUUUGCAGCAUCUUCAAAAAUUAAAGUCAAAUUAUGAGAACGAAAUUGUCAUUCUGAAGCAAGAAACUACAAGAAUAUUGACAGAUUUUUAUCGAUCAAAAGAAGCAGAAAAGAGAUUGUCAAUGGAACUAAAAGAUGCACGUAUCGACAUUGAUGAAUUAGGCCAAGAAAAAGAUCAUCUUAAUACUUUAUUGAACGAAUUAAAGACUCAUUCAAAAGAAAGGGACAUUAGAACAGAAGCAACAGUCAUGCAGCAAAAGAAACUAAUUGACUAUUUGACUAAACGUGUCGAGGAACUUCAAAAUAAGAAAAAACGUGGAAUUGCUGAAGUUCUUUUCGGAUCUAAUACAAACAGCACUCCAGUUCAUCCACUACAGACACCAAAAAGUGCUAGAAAGGAAAAUAUCCCGCCAAAUCCAAUAUCCGAAAAUAAAAAUUACAAAAAGAUUGAGGAAGAUCUUAAACGUGAAAAGGAAAGGAAUCAAAAGUUAAAAGAAAAUUUAAUGCUUACUAAAUUAGAAAUUAGAAAAAGUGCCAGUAUGAAAUCACCAGAAAAAGAAACGGCAAUUCUUACAAGAGAAUCAACAAUUGAAUCAAUAGCACCAAGUAUUUUAGAAGAAUCUGUAAAGACAAUAAUAGCAACAGUACAUGCAGAGCCAAGUGUAAAGCUGCAAAGGGAAAAUUUUCAACGUGACUCGUCUUCAUCACCAAAAUCUCACCAUUUUGCCAUGACAAUUGAGACUGCUUCACCAUCGCCAAAUAUUCCACCAACAACUUGUUUAGCAUGCGAUAAAUUUAUACUUGUUGGACAGCCAUAUUGGCAGUGUAAGGAAUGUAAAUUGUCUGUUCACAGAAAAUGUCGUGGAAUGGUUAAAAGUUCAUGCCUUAUGAAUGAUGGAAUGAUCUCGUCUUCAUCAGAAACUACUUCUACAUCCACAACAGCUACAUUAAAUGACAGUCGACGACGUAGCAAAAAGAUUCAAUUAGAUGACGUUGAUGGAAUCAAGGCAUUUGAUGAUUUAUCAUCGAUUGGUAGUGGCAGUGACUUGAUUCUUAAUUCUUAUAGUGGCGAUCAUAUUUUAUGUUCCUCAAGAUUUGGUCUUGGAUGGGUUAUGACUUCAUCUCCCAAGAUUAAUGCUGUUUAUGAGCUGACCAAAAAUGUCAUUCUUUUCGGCUGCUCGAAUGGACUCUAUUCUUACCACAUUGAUGACAAUAAAAUUGUUCUGAUCAAAGGAAUCAGCAAUGUCAAUUAUUUCUCAAUUAAACCAAACUUGACAAAGUCGAUAAUUAUUGGAGAUAACGGAGAGAAUUUAUAUGAAUGCGAUUUAAGAGUACUUAUGAAUAAGAGUCACCAAUCAGGACUUUUGGAGCCAAAAUUAAAUAUACAAGUGAUUGACUUGUCGAUUGCUAAUAGAUGUGCUGAUGAAAAAUGGCAUAUGGUUGAAUUACAUGGAACUACUGAGCAUCUUAAUGAUUCUAUUGCCAUAGCUGCAACGUCAUCAAGAAUGGUAAUCCUUAAGUAUGAUCCAAAAAUUGGCAGAUUUAAGCCUGUUAGAUCAUUGGAUACAGUCACAGCUAUAUCGGAUAUUCUUUUUACACAACAUUCAGCUAUUGUUGCAUGCGACAAGUUCUUUGAGGUUGAUUUGAAUUCUUACGUAGCUGAAGAGUUUUUGGACAUGUCCGAUUUGAGUUUGAGACCUACGAAAAAUAGUCAACCGAUUAGCGUUUUCCGAGUCAAUUCUCGUGAGUUCCUUUUGUGCUUUAAAGAUUAUGGUAUAUUUGUGGAUGAAUAUGGUUUGAGAGCUCGCGAAGAAAAUAUUCAUUGGAUGCAUGAACCAAGAAGUUUCUUUUUUAAAAACUUUUUACUUUAUAUCAUACAUGAUCAAAGUAUUCAGAUCCUUAAAAUUAGUAAUAGUGCUAGAAAGCAUGAAAAGGAAUCACUUACUGAUUUUAGUCAGUCGAGAGCAUUCAUGACAAUUGAUGGCGAUAAAAAGUUUACGCACAAUGGCUGCACAAAUGCUUAUUGUGUCAACAUAUUGAAGAACACAAAGAAUGAAAAUGGACAUAAUCUACAAGAUCUCAUUACCAUUGAUGCUGAAAAAGUAUUCAAAAUCAAUUUAAAUCGCUCAUUGACAUCACUCAUUUCUGACUCAGACACAUCUCUUGCCACAUUAAGUACAGCAUCAAGUAGCGGCGCUGAUACAAUAAAUUAA